Iphiclides podalirius (scarce swallowtail) is the source of this 300-nucleotide messenger RNA. Lineage: Eukaryota; Metazoa; Arthropoda; Insecta; Lepidoptera; Papilionidae. The record is from the annotation of a GenBank genome assembly.
AUGGAAUUAUUCCGCUGGGCGGCGACGUUGGAUGAUCCAGAAAAAAAACGGUACACAAAAAAAUACUGGCAACGCUCGCUUCCGCCAGAUAAACACGAGAGCACAUCAACGGUGGCGCUUGAAGACCACCACGACCGGGUAAGAGUCACUUCCUUCCUGAAGACUGCAGUGAAGUUGACUCAUUUUCAUUCAAGCGUUUCGUCUGGUGUGCAUGGUGCACAGUCCUGGUGGGCAAGUGGAGGGGUGUUUUACACGCUGGUGACUUGGACUGAAUCCAGGAACAAAAAAGGUGCUGCCGAC